AUGGAGAUUACGGUUCUCCUCCUAGAUGAGCUGAACACCAACCUUGAGCUCUUAGGUCUGUUUACUUUCUCUUCUCCAUUUAUGGUUAGUGUUGCCAAAUCCUUUGAUGCUCCGAUAAAGCUUUUGUUCCCUACAGGAGAUGCUCUAAGACCCUAUUCUAUGCUUGGGAUUGGUGUUUUUGUUGCACUCGCUCUAAGAUUUGAUGUGUCAAAACGUAGUCAGCCAAAAUACUUCACAAGUGCAUUUGUGGGAUACUUGUUGGAGUUCUCCUCACAAUUGUAG
Molecule: messenger RNA, 282 nt
Organism: Eruca vesicaria subsp. sativa (arugula)
Lineage: Eukaryota; Viridiplantae; Streptophyta; Magnoliopsida; Brassicales; Brassicaceae
Source: the annotation of a GenBank genome assembly